Messenger RNA from Beta vulgaris subsp. vulgaris (sugar beet), 894 nucleotides. Its product is annotated as sm-like protein LSM4. The transcript is spliced from 8 exons. Gene Ontology annotation, biological process: P-body assembly; nuclear-transcribed mRNA catabolic process; spliceosomal snRNP assembly. Gene Ontology annotation, cellular component: P-body; spliceosomal tri-snRNP complex; U6 snRNP. Gene Ontology annotation, molecular function: U6 snRNA binding. The coding region runs from base 196 to 633 and encodes 145 amino acids. The record is from RefSeq and is a predicted model, not a curated record. NCBI's taxonomy places the organism in Eukaryota, Viridiplantae, Streptophyta, Magnoliopsida, Caryophyllales, Amaranthaceae.
GGCAAGAACGUGAAAACCCCGCUUGAGAGACUUGAUUUGAUCUCAGUCGAAAAUAAAGAGGGAGAAACUACACAACGCCACAACCUGCUCUUCCCACUCCCCUUCUCACCUUCAGUCUUUCUUCUCCGGCCACCAAAAUUACACGAAACACUAAUCCGGUUGAUUAUUCUUCAGUAAGAUCAAUUAAUCUUGAGAAUGCUUCCUCUGUCACUACUGAAGACGGCGCAGGGCCACCCCAUGUUGGUGGAAUUGAAGAAUGGGGAGACUUAUAAUGGGCAUUUGGUUAACUGUGAUACAUGGAUGAACAUUCAUCUUCGUGAAGUAAUCUGUACCUCUAAGGAUGGAGACAGGUUUUGGAGAAUGCCUGAAUGUUAUAUCCGGGGUAAUACUAUCAAGUAUCUACGAGUACCCGAUGAGGUCAUUGACAAAGUCCAGGAGGAGAAGAGCCGCACAGAUAGGAAGCCUCCUGGUGUAGGGCGUGGGAGAGGAAGGGGUAGAGAAGAUGGCCCUGGGCGGCAGACAAAAGGCAUUGGACGUGGUAUUGAUGAUGGAGGUAGAGGUGCUGGAGGCAGAGGUCGCAGUGGCCCUGGUGGGAAGCCUGGUGGAAAAGUACCUGGAGGCAGAGGUCGAUGAAGUGUAGCUAGGAUUGGCCGAUCCACUGGUUGCUUUGAGGUGGUGGUUUGCUGCUUUUGAUGCAUUUACCACCGUUGGAUUAAUAUUAUUUUGCCAAAACAGGACAAUGAGCAUGAGUGUGAGGAUGUGAUUAGAAAAACCAUCUAUGUGAAUCAAGUUUUUGGAUUACAGUUUUCUACUAUGAUAAUGUAAUGUAUCUUUUGAUAGGUUGUAUAACAGCUUGAGACUUUGAGUUGUCCUUUAUUCCUAUUUGUGGCUGCA